GCGUUACCUGGAGCGGUUUCCCUUGUUAAAAUCAGGGAAGUCGCAGACUCCAGCCUCUCUGUUCCGCCUCACCCCGCUCUUCAACAGCGGAGAAUAUAAGUCGGAGGAGCGGUUGCAGGGCAGACGCUACGUGGGGAACCUGUCGAGAGAUGUGACCGAAGCUCUGAUCCUCCAGCUGUUCAGCCAGAUCGGACCGUGCAAAAACUGCAAAAUGAUUAUGGAUACAGCUGGAAACGACCCGUACUGUUUUGUGGAUUCUGAUGAGCCCGGCCCGGGGCCCGCAGCGCUGGCUGCCAUGAACGGCCGGAAGAUAAUGGGUAAGGAGGUCAAAGUGAACUGGGCGACCACCCCAAGCAGCCAGAAGAAAGACACCAGCAGUAGUACCGUUGUCAGCACGCAGCGUUCGCAAGACCAUUUCCACGUCUUUGUCGGAGACCUCAGUCCGGAAAUCACAACCGAAGACAUAAAAGCAGCUUUCGCUCCGUUUGGAAGAAUAUCAGACGCCCGCGUGGUUAAGGACAUGGCAACGGGGAAAUCGAAAGGAUACGGCUUCGUUUCCUUCUUCAACAAAUGGGACGCAGAGAACGCGAUUCAGCAGAUGGGUGGCCAGUGGCUGGGCGGAAGGCAAAUCAGGACCAACUGGGCGACCAGAAAACCUCCAGCUCCGAAGAGCACGUACGAAUCCAACGCCAAACAACUGUUGUACGACGACGUGGUCAAUCAGUCCAGCCCCAGCAACUGCACGGUGUACUGCGGCGGCGUCACUUCGGGACUCACAGAACAGCUCAUGCGCCAGACCUUUUCUCCCUUCGGGCAGAUCAUGGAAAUCCGAGUCUUCCCAGACAAAGGCUACUCCUUCGUACGGUUUAAUUCUCACGAGAGCGCCGCCCACGCCAUCGUCUCCGUCAACGGGACGACCAUCGAAGGGCACGUCGUGAAGUGCUACUGGGGCAAGGAAACGCCGGACAUGAUCAGCCCGGUCCAGCAGAACCAGAUCGGCUACCCGCCGGCCUACGGGCAGUGGGGCCAGUGGUACGGCAACGCCCAGCUCGGCCAGUACGUGCCCAACGGUUGGCAAGUCCCCGCUUACGGCGUCUACGGCCAAGCGUGGAACCAGCAGGGCUUCAA
Apaloderma vittatum (bar-tailed trogon) is the source of this 1128-nucleotide messenger RNA. It is a transcript of the gene TIA1, whose product is annotated as TIA1 cytotoxic granule-associated RNA binding protein. The annotation marks the transcript as partial. The record is from RefSeq and is a predicted model, not a curated record. Lineage: Eukaryota; Metazoa; Chordata; Aves; Trogoniformes; Trogonidae. Gene Ontology annotation, molecular function: RNA binding. The transcript has 14 exons.